AUGUAUGUUUGUUACCAUGUCACUUUUUUGUUUUUAGAUGGAACAUAUGAAAGUGAGAAUUUUAUUCAUCAACAUCCGUUGCUAGUUGCUGAGCUUGGAAGCAGUGUGAUUUUACCCUGCUCUCACUCAGACGACUUUAUAAAUUCUGUUUCAUGGUAUAAACAUUCUUUUGGCAAGAAACCACUUCUCAUAGCAUAUUCAGAACAUGGCUCUGGAAGUGUUACAUAUCAAAAUGGCUUUAACAAUACAAAUAAAUACUGUAUCAGAACUGGAACUGGCUCUUUUAAUUUGACCAUCAUACACUUGGAAGAAUAUGAUUUUGCAACCUACUAUUGUGCUGGGAGAUUCUUGAACAUUAUUAAAUUUGGAGAAGGAACGAUUCUUCUACAUAAAGAGAACGGCUCUUCUACCCAGAGCUGUGUCUACAGUCUCUCUCAGACUGAACUCAGACCAUCUGAUGUUGGGAUAUAUUACUGUGCUGUUGUCACAUGUGGGAAAAUACACCUUGGAAAUGGAACUAAGUUAAUUGUUGAAGCUUUGACCUUUUUGAAUCCAGUUGUUUUAACCCUGUUCACAAUCAGUAUAUUAUCCAUUAUUGUGAACAUAUUUCUGGUGAGACUGAUCCACAAGAAUCACAAAAAAGAAGCUUCAAAACAACCCAGAAAUCAAAGGAAUCAGACUGAUGAAACAGAUGCCUUAAAUUAUGUAGCCCUGAGUUUUUCCAAAAAGCCUAACAGCUCAAAAAGAUCUUCACAGAAAACCAGCCAAGAAGAAACUGUUUAUUCACAGAUUACAAAGCAAUGA
Messenger RNA from Sinocyclocheilus anshuiensis, 804 nucleotides. RefSeq lists its product as uncharacterized. The record is from RefSeq and is a predicted model, not a curated record. Lineage: Eukaryota; Metazoa; Chordata; Actinopteri; Cypriniformes; Cyprinidae. Gene Ontology annotation, biological process: response to bacterium. The transcript has 5 exons. Bases 1 to 804 code for a protein of 267 amino acids.